Tachysurus vachellii is the source of this 8244-nucleotide messenger RNA. RefSeq names its product leucine zipper protein 1 (gene luzp1). Lineage: Eukaryota; Metazoa; Chordata; Actinopteri; Siluriformes; Bagridae. The coding region runs from base 487 to 3522 and encodes 1011 amino acids. The record is from RefSeq and is a predicted model, not a curated record. The transcript is spliced from 5 exons.
GGAGAGAGAGACAGAGAGGCACACACACACACAUAGAGAGAGAGAGGCAGACACACACACACACACACACACAGAGAAAGUCAGUCCAGUGUAUUGGAGCUGUGCGCCGGGGAGCUACCUCACUUUCAUCCGCCAGGUUUUUUGUUUAAUGGGAUUUAUCACCGUCCACGUGUCGAGUUCACUAUGGAGAGAUCACUACUGACUGAGAUCAGUUCAUCACUUCGUUUGCUCGUCUGAUAGAAUGCCUUCUUUCACAGUGAUAAUUCCCCUAGCACAUUUGCGAGAAUCAAGCAGCAAGGAAGUUGGACUAACCAGAAUAUCAAGCAGCAGCGAGGUGAAGGUGUGCACUGCACAGAUUUCCAGGACAACGAUUUUCUAUACUUCCUCUUUAGGGAUUCUAGUGCAAUAAGACUUAACUACACAAAUGUGUACCCUUCCACAAAGGCAGCAUCUAAAUCCUACAGUAUCUUAGUACCAGAUAUCAGUAUGACUGAGUUCAAAGACACAACCAACCGCCAUCUCAGGCACAAACUUCAAAGUUUGGGGCGGCGUCUGGAUGAGCUUGAGGAGGCCACAAGUAAGCUCCAAAAGGCUGAGGAUGAACUUCUGGACCUCCAAGACAAAAUCAUCCAAGCUGAGGGAAGUAACUCCUCCUUGCUUGGUGAUGUUGAAGCACUUCGCAAGAGAGUUCUUAAAAUUGAGGGGAAGGAUGAGGAGGUGAGAAAAGCAGAAGACCUUUGCCGAUUGAUAAAGGAGAAACUAGAAGAAGAAGAGAAUCUUACUAAGGAGCUCAAAGCAGAGAUUGAGCGUCUUCAGCUCAAAAUGACCGAUCUGGAGAAGUUGGAGGAAGCAUUUGGGAAAAGCAAAUCAGACUGUACACAACUUUGCCUGAGCCUAAAUGAAGAAAAAAAUCUUACUAAGAAGCUCUCUGCUGAGCUAGAGGCCCUGAAGGCCAGAGUAAAGGAAGUGGAUGCCUCUGAGGUGUCUUUGACCCGGGCAGAGCAGGCCCUGACCACUGAGUUGGAGAAACUAAAAAGCCUCACUCAGACAUUUGUUGUGGAACGCAAAAAGCUCCUGGAAAAACAGAGGGAAGAUGAAAAGAUCAUUCUCAAAUUAACUGAAAAGCUUGAACAACAGAAAAGCAAGGUUGGUUCCUUAGACCAUAGCCUCAAUGAGUCCCAUGAACUUAUUAUUGAGGAUGACCUCUCAGCAGGCCUUGGUACCAAACUGGCACGAAAGAAGAAGCUCUCACAAGAUGUUGGCUUGAGAAACAAAUCAGAGAAUGAAAAAAACUGCCUAGAGGGGCCAGAGGACAACAAGAUAAAAGACCUUACACAAGAAGUAGAAAAUCUAAAGAGCCGCUUGAAGCAGCUGGAAAUGGUAGAAGAGGACCUGAAAAACACUGAAUCAAAGAAUACUGAGCUAGAAGUAAAGUUUCAGCAAGAGAGGAGUCGCAACCAAGUGCUGAAUGACCAACUCGAGCAGCUGAAGAUUCAGUUUUUUAGUAGUAAUGGAAGUCUGUCUUUUGUUUCCAGUACGCCAAAUGUUCUCGAGAAUGGCAAAGCUGAAACUGAGGAGAUCAACGUACGUGGUGGCUCUAGGCAGGAGAAGAAGUGUAAGGUUUUGGCUGCCACUGAGGCAGUUAAUCCAAAGUAUAAAAAAAGAGACAAUUCACCACAGCAACUGAAAUUUAAGAGUAAAGAUCUCAGCCAGGCAGCAGAGAAAUCCCCUACGCGGAGGGCACUAAGUCCUGCCCAUAGGCCUAAGAAAACUGGGUUGAAAACUGGGUCUUCAAAUACUGCUGACAGUGGGCUAAAAUAUGAAAACACUGUUGAGGAUAAACUUGGAAGUGCCUUACAGGCCACAAGUGAGAAUAAAGUUUCUGUACUUAGCCGUUAUCCUCCAGCUGCCCGUGACCAAAAGACUGGAAAGGUAUCAGUCAAGCCAGGUAACACUGAUAGCAAGAAAGCAAGCAGAGUUGUGUCUCUGCCAGAAAAAGACAAAUUAACUGAAACAGAGUCUACAGGACCUCCACAAGAGGUAACUACAGUGGUAAGUCUUUCCCAUGCAAAUGGGUCUUACGCUGCCUACAGAUCCCACGUAACGUCAUCUGGUGCAAUUGAUCAUGGAUCAGAAGGUCACUCGUCAGCGUCUGAGACAGAAUCUGUUGGAUCAAAGCGCUCAGUGGGUGAGCAAGACACUACUCCUGUAAUAUCCAUUAUAGGUGGCAGAACAACCGAAUCCAAGUAUUCAAGGUACGCUCGAUUGCAGGAUACUCACUCCGCUGGAUCUUCAACAAGGAGCUCUUAUGAUGAGGAGCAGCACAGGGCCCUGAUGUUGGAAGGUGGAUCUCAGGAACCUUUUCAGACAUCCACAGGAAUUGAAAUCCAACGUGUGUGCAGCCCACGUGAGGCUUUAUGCUCUAAAGUACUCAUCAAGCCAGCCAUCAUAGAGUAUGACAGGAAGGAAAUUAUGUCAGGAGGGAGCAUGGAUCCAACCCAUACUAACGAGAAACCGAAAAUAGCCAGCAAGCCUAACAAGAUGACCAGCAGCAUUACUUUCUAUCCCAAUGACCCCAGUGCUUCUCGAAGCAGCAGUCGAAGCAGCAGUGUUUCAAGUGAACCUCUACCCAGGAAUCGACACACUUCUACCAGCAAUAUUGUCAUUGGGCCAAACCCUGAGCUCAGAGGUAGCAUCACCAUCCCAUAUGAAAUAUCCAUUCCCAAGAGCGAGAUCACUCUAAGAUCUGCUGAUAGUGAUAUUGACAACUCUGAACUUCCUAACGUCCUGGAGACAGCUCGUAUAGAAACAACAAUUCUGUCCCGGAGCAGUUUGAAUUUUCAGUCCCCAGAAAUGGGCUCUGAGCUAAACAACAGUGAGUCAGGCUUUGAAAGCAAUGAAAGUAUUAUUACAACUGCGACAGUCAUGAGCCAGAGAAGCCACAACAAUGACCACUGCUCAUCCCAGGAGGAUAAUGUGCCAGAGAUGAGGAAUGUGACUGUUAGAAGUGCAUGGAGGAAUCGAGGGUCAGUAAGUGCGGACCAAGUUGGUCAAGGACCAAGACAUGAUGGUUUGGAGGAUGAAACAGAACCCACCACAACAUGGAGAGCGUACAGAGCUACCACUGUUCUGGACACAGAGGAGAAUUUAACAUCUCCGAAUGUCACAGCACGAGUUGGAAAGCCAAGCCCAGCAGAGCGGUAUAUGCGAAGGAUCAGUAGCGGAAAUACUGCUAGAGAUUCUCUAGAGUCCUCACGCAGGAACAAGAGUGUGUCCCCAAUAGAUAGCAGUCUUCAAAAGAUCAUCCCCCAUGAGCCUGUCUGUGCCCAGCAACUGCAACCAAGAAUGCGAAAAGAACAUCUUGCUGUUGAUGAGAGCGAGCCAGCAGUAACCACGUGGAGGAGGCGGUCCGUAGAUGACCUGAACCCGUCCGAGCGGCGCAGAGGUCGAGGGUCGUGGACAGGCAAGGCUAGCGUCGGCGACGGGAGUCGCCCCUGGAACAGCCGUCAGCUUGACAACUAACACUGUGCUUCCACAGAGGUCCCAUGUGUGAUGUCGCUCUCGUGUUUAGGCUCCGCUGCAUUUCAAUCCUCAGACAAUCUCCAUGCUGCACUUGAACUCCCCUAGCUCCUUCCACACCACCUCUGGCCUCACUUGCCCUUGGCCUUUCUACAGCUGCAAUGGUGUGUUGCCCGGGCCGGGACGCAUGCUUGCCGAGAGGGACGGGGAAACGGAGAGACAGGGUUCAGUGCUGCUGAGAUUUUACACAGAUUAGGUGCAUCAUCUCUACUCUGGAAGUGACGUUGGACACCUGAGCUUUGGGGCUAUGUGGUACAGCAAGGAGCAUCCUGUAUCUCAUAAAAUCUGUGCUUAUGAUUAAAUAUAUAUAUAUUUUUUUCUUCUCUUCCUUCCACAUGAUCAGGAAUUUUGUCGACUUGUUGCACAAACACAGGAUCAUCAUGCAAACGCACAGCUUUGCACAUUCUCAAAUAUUCAUCAGGAAAACGAAAAGUGUCCCUGUCCGUGCUCAUAUAUGAUCUUUUUUAUCCAUGCUUUUUGUCUGUAUCAGCCUUCAGAGUGCCAAAGUGUCCUCCUUUCUUUUUUUUUAUAUAAAUAUUACACUUCUGUUUGUCACCAUGCUGUCACUGGUUGUGAAAUUGCACAUCAGAAAAUGGCAACCAGCAAUAAACGCAUGACUUUUAAUUUUAAUUAAUUUUUGCAGACAAGCUGCUUCUCGAACAGCGCAGGAUAUUAGAAUGGGAUCAUGGUCCAAUCAUCAGUAUGUAAAUAAAUAAAUGUGUAAGAAACUGGAUACCUGGGUGGUUUGGACACUUAGAGCGGAACACACAAACACACGCACGCUUUGCACAGACAGAAACAAGGCAUAAAGAGAAAGUGGAAUGGUUGUUUUUAUUCCCAGGACACCGAGGCUGAAACCAACUGAACCACUUUGCUCCCACGGUGCAUUGCUGCAGGAAUGGGACUGCGAUUCGGCACUGCAGACGUAAACUAAAGCGCCGAAAUCCAUCCACAUCUCCAUGCGCUACCUGCUGACACGGGCUGCAGUGAUGUCAUGAGCCCUGAGCUCUGAUUGGAUAAGAAGGGUGUUUUGAAAAUUACAGCAGCUACUGUGAUUGGACUCUGAAAAUGAGCACUGAUCAGGUUCGUUGUCGUCGUCUUCAGCUUCAGCUUUUUUUUUUUCUUUUUUCUUUUUUUUUUUUUAUAUAAAAACAUACCGAAAUGCUGUUAUGGACAUGCGUCUUAAAACUGAACUCAAAAAAAAAAAAAAUAAUAAUGAUGCCAGUUGUGGGUCCACUGUCCUCUAGUCCCUAGACAAGUCAAUCCAAAUUUCACUGGAUUCAUGGGAUCUGUCUUUCUGUCUGUCUGUCUAACAGUUUCUGCUCAAAGCAUCUGUAUCAUUCAGCUUUGCCAUGUUUUCUCUGUAGUCUCUCUUUAAGAGGAACCCAGUUCAAGUCAUUAGCGUUAACUGAUCUUGUGUGCCGUCGUGGCCAGUGUUUCCCAUUCCAACACCGUCCGCUUCUGCUGUCGCGUAGAUGGUCUUCGUCUAGACGUUUGAGCGCUUGUUGCACUUAGUUGAAGAAAGUUACAUUUCCACUUCCAAUAUAUUGCUAAGAGUAUGCAGAAGUGUUUUGGUUUUUUUUUUUUUAGAUGCUUAGAUUCUAUCACCCACUAAAGUUUGUACGAGAGGCGUGUGUGUGUGUGUGCGAGAGAGAGAGAUUGAGAGAGAGAGAAUGUGUGUUUGUCUGACACUCAUUGUCACCUACAGUCUCUCUCACACAAUGUAACAAUGUGAGUUUGUGUGUGCGAGAGACUGUGUGUGUGUGAGAGUGUGUCUAGCAGGAGAGAUCUCCAGCUUUUUAAGAUAAAGUGCAUUAUGUUUCUCAGCUGUGCUUCUAAUUCCUCCCCAAAAAAAUGCUUAUACCAAACCACUUUUUUUUUCUUUUUAAACCUACAACACGUAUCGACAUGCUCCCGAAAAUUCCACACCGCCGACACCCUCAACCAGCUCCAUUUCCUCUGUUGGGGAUUUCAGGUUGCUGUGAAUCACUGGCGCCCAUCACACAACCCAGAAACACCCCCAAACCCACAACAGUGUCUCAAAGUCAUUUUGUUAGCUGCGCAAAUGUCAUUGCAGUUAAUAAACAGAGCCAUGAUUUAUUUUUAUUUUUCAGUUCUUUUCUUUUCAAAGUCAGCACUGCAGCUACUUGUGUUCUUAGAGGUGCUAAAAAUAAUAUUUUUGGGGAUAGCACUGUUUAUAAAGAGAGAUCAGGGCUACUUAGGCUGCAUGCAAGGACUUGUCAGGAUGUCGUCUUCGCUCUGGUCUUAGUUAGGAAGAGCUGGAUACUAAAUCCUAAUGCUGUCGCUGAUCAUCCAGUGUUUUUACACAGAGAUGAAACAUGGGAAAAACAAAAACAGCUAUUCAUUUUAUUUUUUGCACUAAAAAUAAUAAAUUCAUUUGGGGUGAUUAAAUUAUUCAGAAAUUGCAUCGUUGGGAAAAAUCUGGGUUUACUGCCACCACCUUGCUGUAUAAAAAAAAUAAAAAAAAUAAAUGCUACUAAAAUAAAUAAACUCUCCUUAAAAUCACUAGAUCAAGAUCAUCAGCCCCAAGAUGAAUGAAAUUAUGAAAAGCAACAAAAGGUGAAAUUUCAUAGGCAAAAAAAAAUUUUUUUUUUUUUUUUUUUUCCCUGUCCAUUUUUACUCAUCUCUCCAAUCUUCUCCAUUACACUGCUCUGGAAACUGGACAUUUUGUGAUUAUUUUUUUUUCCUCUGGCUGUCAUUCAGCUGAACCUUUAAAAAGCUGGUUGUGUUGAAGCUUGCUGCCAGUAAUCACAUGCAUUAAUGUUAAGUAUGUAGCUGAAGGCAGCUCAUCAGUCCAGAAACUAGAGAUGUUUUAUUUUGCAGAUUUUUAUAGAUUUUUUUUCUUCCUAUUUUUCUAUUUUAUUUAUGGUCUUCAGUCUGAUCUAAUGUGUCUCGUCUACAAAACAACGUCACGAACAAAAACUGAACAGACUGAAAAGCACGUUUUUAUUUUUAAAAACCACUUCAAAUUGUCACGUUUAAAGCCUGAAAACACACCGUUAAUGGUGACGACGUGUUCAUUAUUUAUCUGGAUCUUUAGGAACCACACGUAAUUAGAGCGUCAGAUAUUUUGGUUGAAUUGCCCUGCUGCUCCGUCUCACUCUCACCAAUGUUCACUCCAAACGUUUUAUGCUUCCAGACAUGAUGUUUGCAUGACCUUGAAUUGACUCGAGGUCAAAAUUCAUUCAUGAAUGGGCCGAAGAUAUGAGCAAUAACCAAAUUCGGACAAAGUAAGCGACCGCGACUCAAUUGGCGACUACGGAAUCUCUGCGGUAGAGAUUUUUAAUAAAGAAACAUAUUGGGGAUGUCGUGUUUAGUGUCUGUGUAAUAAAUAAAAAAAAUUCUGCCCGUAACCACACUCAUUGCACUUCAUUGGUCCCUACAAACGUAUUUGGUUUCUUUGAAUGUACAGCCAUUGUGUGUGUGUAUAUAUUUGUACGUAGUUGUUUUUUUUUUGUUUGUUUGUUUUUUUUGUUUCCACCUAAGAAUGAAGUUAACGAAAACAAUUUCAGCUGUUGGAGGAGAGAAAAAAGGAUGCAAAAUGGCGGGGAUGUAACAUUUAUCGUUUUGCUUUGUGCCUUUAUCAUUCCAUGGUAUGUUUUCUUCAUUUAAAAAAAUAUAUAUUUAUAUAGUUUACAUUGGGGGAAAAUAAGGCCUGAGGUGCGCAGGGCAGGAAUUAAAGGGUAAAUUCUGAAUUUUUCUUUCUUUCAUGUAUGUCUACCAUUGUUAUGUUUUUUUUUUUGAUUGUUUUGUUUUUUUGUUUGUUUUUGUUUUCUAAAGGAAAAAGAUCCUUAUUUUGGAUUCUUGUAUCAGAAAAUCAUAUUUAAAAUAUCUUGUAAUUUUGUAAAGUUGGCCUGUUGAGUUUUUUAAUUUUAUUCGCUUUUCUUUUUUUUUCCCCACUUUUUUUAUUGCUUGUAUCUUUCCAUUGUAUGCUCCUGGAGAGUUACUAUUUUUUAUUAGUAUUGUCUUAAUAUUUGUUUUUUUUUUCUUUUCACAUUGUUUAUCUAUCUCUGCCGGUAAUCAGUAAUGCGAAUCUACUAUUUUUUUCCAUAAUUCUGCAAUUCUAACAUACAUACAUUUAACUAGUGCUUAGACAUGUGUAAUGCAGGUGGAUUGGUUUCAGGUUUGUAACUGCUGUUCCUCACGCCGACCGACCUCCAUCCUCCUAAAGUAGGAGUGUGUUCUUUAUGUUGCCAAAGAUAGACUGGCCUAGACAGUCCUGGGCCUUAACCCUCACUCUGUCUCUCCCUCUCACACACACACACACACACACACACACACAAAAAAAACCCAUACAUAUAUACAAUCCUCAUAACUAAUGUGUGUGUAGCGUAAUAUUCAUAAGUGCAGACACACACACACGGGUCCGGACAAUCAAUCAAGGGAGGCUUUCUUUUGUGACUUUGUUAAUGCAGUAUUAAUCCUCAUUGUCUGAGGUGUGUGAGAGCAAGAGUGUGUAUACACACACACACACACACACACAGGGCAGGGCCUCUACUGUUCCUAAUCUAUUUUAGCAUAAACUUUUCGUGCAUGUUUAAGCUGAGCGCAUUGUGCAUGUUGCUAGAGAUCUCUCCUCAGGCUGCCGGAUUCGACAGCAGCUCAUGUAUUCCAGUUAAGUAAUAAAACAUGUUUGUAACAUGA